UAAUCCCCAGCAGGGAGGGCCAGGGCACCUGUCAGAGCCAACAGGGGUUGGAAUGCCUUGAAGUGGAUCUUGUAAGGGGUGGAGGAGUUAAGUGGGGGGUGAAUUUCAAUAUUUUGCCAACCUGAGCAACUGUACAGGUACAACUAGGUGUUGGGGGUCACAGGAAAAGCACUUUGCUCAAGGUGAGUGUUCAGUGAGUUUUGUUUUCCACAGGAGCCGCCCGGGGGCUCCUCAGGCUGACCCCAGACCCUGGCUGGCCAGGAUGAGGUGUCUCCGGCACCUGCGGCCCAAUGCCACCCUCAUUCUGGCCAUCGUCGCUUUUACUCUCCUCCUCCUCUUCAGUCUGCAACUGUCACCACCCACUCGCAAGGUCCAGGAGCAGCCACCGGCGACCCCCGAGGCCCUGGCCUGGCCCACUCCACCCACCCACCCAGCCCGGGCCCCGUGCCAGGCCAACACCUCUAUGGCCAACCACCCGGACUUCGCCAAGCAGCCGAAGAAUGUUCAGGACUUCCUGCUGUACAAACACUGCCGCGACUUUCCCCUGCUCCAGGACGUGCCACCUUCUAAGUGCGCGCAGCCGGUUUUCCUGCUGCUGGUGAUCAAGUCCUCCCCCACCAACUAUGGGCGCCGCGAGCUGCUGCGGCGCACGUGGGGCCGCGAGCGCAAGGUGCGGGGUUUGCAGCUGCGCCUCCUCUUCCUGGUGGGCACAGCCUCCAGCCCACACCAGGCCCGCAAGGUCAACCGGCUGCUGCAGCUGGAGGCACAGACUCACGGAGACAUCCUGCAGUGGGACUUCCACGACUCCUUCUUCAACCUCACGCUCAAGCAGGUGCUGUUCUUACAGUGGCAGGAGACGAGGUGCGCCAACGCCAGCUUCGUGCUCAACGGGGAUGAUGACGUCUUUGCACACACAGACAACAUGGUCUCCUACCUGCAGGACCAUGACCCUGGCCGCCACCUCUUCGUGGGGCAACUGAUCCAAAACGUGGGCCCCAUCCGGGCUUUGUGGAGCAAGUACUAUGUGCCGAAGGUGGUGACUCAGAACGAGCGGUACCCACCCUACUGUGCGGGUGGUGGCUUCCUGCUGUCCCGCUUCACUGCCGCUGCCGUGCGCCGUGCCGCUCUUGUCUUGGACCUCUUCCCUAUUGAUGAUGUCUUCCUGGGUAUGUGUCUGGAGCUCGAGGGACUGAAGCCUACCUCCCACAGCGGCAUCCGCACGUCUGGUGUGCGUGCCCCAUCACAACACCUGUCCUCCUUUGACCCCUGCUUCUACCGAGACCUGCUGCUGGUGCACCGCUUCCUGCCUUAUGAGAUGCUGCUCAUGUGGGAUGCACUGAACCAGCCCAACCUCACCUGCAGCAAACAGACACGGAUUUACUGAGUCAGCAUCAGGGUCCCCAGCCUCUGGGCUCCUAUUUCCAUAGGAAGGGGUGACACUUUCCUCCCAGGAAGCUGAGACCUUUGUGGUCUGAGCAUAGGUGAGUGCCAGGGAAGGUUUGAUGAGUGAAUAUUCUGGCUGGUGAACUCCUAUACAUCCUUCAAAACCCACCUGGUACUGUUCCAGCAUCCUCUCUGGAUGGCUGGAGGGACUCCAGAAAAUAUCCGUCUUCUUUUUAUGGCAGCUAAUGGCAGAAUUGCCUCUGCUAGGGUUCCAACUGUGGAUGCAUCCAUCCCGUUUGAGUCAGAGUCCUACUUCCCUGCUCUGACCUACUCACAGAUGGGAUGCUAAGCAGUGUACCUGCAGUGGUUUAAUGGUGGAUAAGCUCCAUCUACAGUUCCAGGCCAGCCAGAAACUCCUGUGUCCACAGAGACCUGACGUGAGAAAUAUCUUUCAGCCUAGGAGCGAUGGGUCCUGAUCUUAACCCUUUCCUGGGUCUCAGACAACUCAGAAGAUUUGGGGGAUACCAGACAGGUGCUGAAAUAGGACCACCCCCUGCUUACUUGUGGGAUCAAAUGCUGUAAUGGUGGAGGUGUGGGCAGAGGAGGGAGGCAAGUGUCCUUUGAAGGUUUUGGGAGCUCAGAGUUUCUGGGGUCCCCAUUGGGAGCCCCCAUCCCUGUGUUCCCCAAGAAUUCAGAGAAAAGCACUGGGACUGGAAGGAUCUUUAAUGGGCCCAAGGCCAAGAGGCACAUGCCCCACUACUGCCUGGAGAAUGGAGAGAUUCAGGUCCUCCAGCGGCCCCCCUACCCAGUAUGUUUUACAGAUUACAGGGGACGAGUGAGCCAGUGACCCCCUGGAGCCCCCAGCUUCAGGCCUCAGUGUCUGCCACUCAAGCUUCACAGGCAUUGCGAUGGAGCAUCCUUGGGGAAU
This is a messenger RNA of Macaca mulatta (Rhesus monkey), 2311 nucleotides long. The record is from RefSeq and is a predicted model, not a curated record. Lineage: Eukaryota; Metazoa; Chordata; Mammalia; Primates; Cercopithecidae.